AUGGCAAACGAUUUAGUACGAGCAUCAAAAACAAAAGCGAAGUCGCUCAGUUUGAGCUGUAGAAAAAUGACGAACCUGCCAGAAGACUUUGCUAGGUUGACAUGGAUUGUGAUAUUAAAGUUAAAUAACAAUUACCUGUCGGAUUUGCCAUCUGAACUGCAUUGUUUACAACAGUUGACAGAGCUCAAUCUGGGCAAUAAUGCUUUUGAGGAGGUGCCAUCUGUUUUAGCUCACCUCUGCUGUCUGAAGAAACUCUAUUUAUAUGGGAACAAAAUCAGGCAUUUGUCCUCACAGGUUCUGGAGGGUCUUCCAAACCUUGUGCUUCUUAAUUUGAACCACAAUCAAAUUAAAGUCAUUCCUUCAGAAAUAAAGCUGCUUGCUAAUCUAGAAAGUCUAAGUGUCACACACAAUCAUUUGGAGCAUAUUCCAGUUGAAUUCGGUUCGAUAAAGAGUUUGACUGAGAUUAACUUUACAAAUAAUAAACUGACUGGAAUACCACAGCAGUUAUACAGUUUAUCACGGUUGAGGAAGUUGUACUUGGCCCGAAACAACCUGACUGAACUACCAGAGGGGGUUCUUGGUUGGAAAAAUCUCAAGAUCUUAGAUGUCGCUGGAAAUCAUUUAUCUGUCUUUCCAGUCGGUUUUCAGCUUCUCACACUGGACGAGUUGUUCUUUGAAGGAAACUGUUUAGUACCAUUUAUGGCGAUGGAGUCCAUUCAAGAGAAAGAAAUCCUUUCGUUAAAGGAACUCUCAGCCCGGCUAAUUCUCAGAGAGGGUACACAUAUAUUCUCAGUGCUCUCUAGGGCUCUACCUUUUUAUCCGGAACUUCAGGACCUGCUGUCUCACUGGGGACAAUGUGCUGUGUGCUCACAACCUUUUCUUACCACCUGGCUGGAGUGUGUGCAGUUUAUAAACCUUAGGAAGCAUAUGGAUAUGAAAAGCUCCGAGGUCAUACCGGUGAGAGUUUUACUGUGUUCCCACGACUGCUUCAACAGGAAUGAUCACCGAUACUACGGGCUGGUGCGGAUGUAACUCACAAAUGUGCGACUGACAAUGAUCAUUCUUCUAAAUCUCUAUUUAUUAGAAAGAAUUAAUAUUUGAUGUUUCUGCAUUACGCCAGCAGAUGGCAACAUUUGAUCACUGGCUUUCUUUGAUCAGUCUG
This is a messenger RNA of Triplophysa rosa, 1162 nucleotides long. RefSeq names its product leucine rich repeat containing 69 (gene lrrc69). The coding region runs from base 1 to 1032 and encodes 343 amino acids. The transcript is spliced from 8 exons. Lineage: Eukaryota; Metazoa; Chordata; Actinopteri; Cypriniformes; Nemacheilidae. The record is from RefSeq and is a predicted model, not a curated record. Gene Ontology annotation, molecular function: protein binding.